GCCUGGAUCUCUGAUUCCGCACCGGGGAUCUGGACCCUCCGCUCCACGCCAUGGGUCCCCACCUCUGCCCUUAUCGCGCAGCCCUGCUACCGGGUGGCCUCUUGUUCCUCCUGCUGCUCUCAAACCCAGCGCUUCCAACCGGACGUCCUCCGCCGGUGGUCCUGGUGCCUGGUGAUUUGGGCAACCAACUGGAGGCAAAGCUGGACAAGCCGAAGGUCGUGCACUACCUCUGCUCCAAGAAAACGGACAGCUACUUCACACUCUGGCUCAACCUCGAACUGCUGCUACCUGUCAUCAUUGACUGCUGGAUCGACAAUAUCAGGCUGGUCUACAACAGGACGUCCCGGGUGACCCAGUUUCCUGAUGGUGUGGAUGUACAUGUGCCCGGCUUUGGAAAGACCUUCUCAGUGGAGUUUCUGGACCCCAGCAAAAGCAGUGUGGGUUCCUAUUUCCACACCAUGGUAGAGAGCCUUGUGGGCUGGGGCUACACACGGGGUGAGGAUGUCCGGGGCGCCCCUUAUGACUGGCGCCGAGCCCCAAAUGAAAAUGGGCCCUACUUCCUGGCCCUCCGGGAGAUGAUCGAGGAGAUGUACCAGCUGUAUGGGGGCCCCGUGGUGCUGGUUGCCCACAGUAUGGGCAACAUGUACACGCUCUACUUUCUGCAGCAGCAGCCACAGGCCUGGAAAGACAAGUAUAUCCUUGCCUUUGUGGCACUGGGUGCGCCCUGGGGGGGCGUGGCCAAGACCCUGCGCGUCCUGGCCUCAGGGGACAACAACCGGAUCCCAGUCAUUAGUCCCCUGAAGAUCCGGGAGCAGCAGCGGUCUGCUGUCUCUACCAGCUGGCUGCUGCCCUACAACUAUACCUGGUCACCUGACAAGGUCUUUGUACGCACACCCACCACCAACUACACACUGCGUGACUAUCACCAGUUCUUCCAGGACAUUGGCUUUGAAGAUGGGUGGCUCAUGCGGCAGGACACAGAGGGGCUGGUUGAAGCCAGGGUGCCACCUGGUGUGCAGCUGCACUGCCUCUAUGGCACUGGUGUCCCCACGCCAGACUCUUUCUACUAUGAGAGUUUCCCAGACCGCGACCCUAAAAUCUCCUUUAGCGAUGGUGAUGGCACUGUGAACCUGGAGAGUGCCUUGCAGUGCCAGACCUGGCGCAACCACCAGGAACACCAGGUAUCACUGCAGGCGCUGCCAGGCAGCGAGCACAUUGAGAUGCUGGCCAAUGCCACCACCCUUGCCUACCUGAAACGUGUGCUCCUUGGGCCCUGAUUCCUGUGCCAGGCAGGGACGUGGGAUGGCUCGGCCACAGCUGCUUCUCUUGGCCUCCGGGGCUGCCGUGGCCCACAAGUUUAGUGGUUUGUGACUGAUCUUCCAAGGCCAUAGGUCUUGGUUGUGAAACAUCUGCCAUCAGGAAGUGCUGUUUCUUAUACUUUCUCUGGAAAUGAGGAAGGAAGAAAUAGUCUGGACUCACUCAAGGGACUCUUAAAGGAGAGCGUGCUGCUGCUGGUGGAGUCAUUGUGACCUCGGGACUGGCUGCCCAGGCGGAUUGGCUGGCACCUGGGUCCAAUACCCAGCUCAGGAGCCAUGUGUUUCUUCUACUCUUGUUGCUGUUUCACCUUUGCCCUCCAGCCCCUGACUCCUUCAGACAUCCUGUGAGGGAUGUGACUGGGCUGUGGUCCCUGCCCCCAAAGAUCCCGGGAUGGGCUCUUGGUCCCUAGGGUGAUCCUUCCCACUCACUGACCACUGGGUGGCUGGAGCUGCUGGCUCCCCUGUGGCCCAGCUGCUCAGCAGCCUGACUGUGGCUUUCUGGGGGCAGCCCGGUUUCCCCUGCAGGCAGGGUUGGGUUGUGUUUUCCGUGGUUCCCAGGCCCUGGGGCACCCACUCCUACCUCCCCUACUUCCAAGAAGAGCCGCGCUCGGGACUGGGUGGCAGAUGACAUUCCAGUUCUGCACGCUGUGUCCCAGAAGCUCUGAUCCCCUUGGCUGGGUUGUUGCCCACAGUACUGAUGCUGGCUCCUUUCGCCCUGGGACUGUGCUUCAAGGAUGAGAGCAGGACCCAGUGCCAUGGCCUUUUAGAUGCCGAUGAAGAAAGAAAACUCAAGAGCGGGCCAAGGCAACUCAGCUUCCCUGAACUGCCCUCUUGUUAACCCCACGACCAUAUUGCCACCCUGCCAUAGGGUUUCUCUACACCCAAGUGGGCUGGCACAGGGCUGAGAGGAGGCUGGGCUCCUGCUCACCCUGCCCAGCACCUACCUCUGCCAGGCGGCUCAGUGGUGUUUGGUCUUCAGGGACCAGCUCAGAGACUUGAGUGGGCCCCUAUGAGAGCCAGGUGCCUUGGAACCCCUCUGCAGAUUAUCUGUCUGCCUCAGAGAUGCUGCAUGGGUCUUCCUGUGAGAGCAGGGCUGGAGAGUCUGUAUCUGCCUUGGGGGCAGUGGUCUCCAAGUGGGGGACAGCCAUAGGCCAAGACUUGGUUCUACCCUCUAGGGUGGGGCCCCAAAGCCACAGUCAGGUUGGAGUGUGCUGCUCUCUCACAAGGUUUCUGUGGCGCUGGAUUUUCUCUGUUGUGUACAUACCCAGCAUCUGUCUCUCCCUUUGUUUCUGAGUGCUGGGCCCCGUAUCGGGCUCUGAGCAGGCUGUAUCUCGAUUAUGGCAAUAAAAGUAUUCUGGAUGCUGUAAGUACCCCAGCCUAGGCUAGACUCUGAGCAUGAGAGGAGGGAGCUAGUGGAGAGGUUGGGGGCUAGAGAAGCAGAUAGUCCGAGGCUAGACCUUUCCUCGGGCCUCGAUGGUCUCUCUCAGGACCAAAGUGUGGCUCCUAUCUACCUCUUUCGGGUUCAAUCUCCUGUCCCCUCUCCUGGAAGCUAGUUCCCCUCCUAGAACCAAGAACCAGGAACUGAAACAUUCCUGUUGGAAUGCAGCUGCUGCUCCUGCCUGGUCAAUGAGCUUCACGUGCCACCCCAGAUCUGGGUACCAGAGACAAUCCUACAGGUCACCCUGGCUGGACUCCCAUUCCCAGCUUCUUCUCUCUCAGCUUGCAGGUCUAAGCAACCCUUUUAACCUAGAGUUCUUUUCAGGACACCACCCUUGUACUUUGUUUCAGUGCAUCUGGCCACCAUCUGUCCUGCUUUGGGGACAGAGUGAGACUGAGGGAGGAAGAGGCUAGGCUGAGACUGGUAUAGCAGAGGCCAAGAUGGGCAGAGAUGGACUGACACACUGGGGACCAAGUGGAAAUGGAUAAAGACAGAGAAACAUGCAUAAGGAUGGGGCCCAGGCCUGAAUUCUGUGGUGUGGAGCCCUGAGCCAGGCAGGGGCCAGCUGGGUGGUGGGAUCUUCAGUUCCUGCCUCUGCAGGGCAAGGCCAGCCUGGGCUUCAGGCUUUGAUACAUCUUGGGAGCCACUAGAGGGCGCUCUGAACCCUCUCACUGCCCUAGUUAUUGGCCAAACCUGAAAGAAGCGUUGGCCCCGAGAGAGGGAGGAUGCCUAAGGAUACAGAGGUUGAGCUGCUUCGCCGACCUUAGUAAAAGGAUGACAGCAGGAAAGUGAGCAAACCCUUACUCCCAGGCUCUGUCCAGCUGGACUUCCAGUUUUGCCCUGACACCCACCUAUCCAUGCUAUAGCCUUGUGGUGGCUUUGGAGCCACCCAUUCACCCCUGAAAUGUUUCAUCCAAACUGCCACCCUUUGUUUCACUGCUGCAGAGAGGGCAUGGGGUCAGAACAGGCUUCAGCAGUCACAGCAGACUGGGGUUCAUUUCCAAGCGCUGCCAGCUCCAGCAAAGGAGCCUGCGGAGUCUCUUUGUUACCGGACAGGAAUUGGGCUGGAGCAGGUCUGCCUCGGGCCAGCCUGCAGCAUGUGAAUUCCCGACUUCGUGUGGGAAAGAUUUUGUAACAAGUCUGGGUGAUUUUAAGAAUGCACUUAUUAAAGCUGGAGACAGUGAAACAAGGAAGGCUUUAGGAUAGAAGAAGCAACAGGAGAAAGCCUAGGUGGGGCUGCUUUGGCUCCCCAGGAAAGUUAGGGACAAGAAAUGAGCCUAGGCGGGGCUGCUGUCAGCUCACUGGAGAGUGAGAGAAAGAGGGGCCUUGGCAAGCCCGGCUUGAGCUGCAGCUGCUCAUUGCAAGUCUCGUGGGGUCCCUUAAGAGUUUAGGAGAUACGUGCCCCUUAAGAGUUUAGGAGAUACGUGCCUGUGGGGUAAGAAGAGGGAGAAGGGAGAGGUGCAGGUGUGCUCACAGGAGGCAAAGCCACGCUGUGUCCUUCGGCUUGCGGGUUUUAAAGGCUGAGAGUUUAGGGCAACCCGGUUGCAGGCUGGGUGGUGGCAGUGCACUUGGUUAAGCUUGAACAGACUUGUGCUCUCCCUGCGGCCACUCACCAAGGAUGGAAAUCCCACUGGUCCACUGUGCAGGCUCCAGGGUGGCUUUGUUAGAGCAGAACUGCAACUACUAUCAGGGGACACCACACCUCCACCCCCAGGUGUUUCUGGUGCAGUCAGUCAAACCAGCUUGGAGGAUAUUCCAGAAGAAGACAUAAGUGUUGCCUUAAGUUUUCUGUGGAAGAAAUUAUCCCAAAACAAGCGACAGUGAACUGCAUGGCUGCAGUACUUUAUCCUCCGGACAUGGCACCAGAAGUCACCUUCACAUUUGAAGGAGAAAUUGGAAAGAGCCCAGAUGAAGAAGCUAAUACAUUUUAUUAAAAACUCAAGUCCAUGAAGGAACCACUAGAAGCACAAAAUAUUCCAGUUUUGGAAAUGGUAAAUCCAGCAAUGAGGCAAUUUCAACAUUUGGCUGUGAUUAUAUAAUAUGUCAGAAUUCUACUGAAAACACAUGGUAUAAAAGGGUAAAAAUUCAAACUGUCAAGCAAGUGCAAAGGAAUGAUGACUUGGUUGAGUUAGACUACACCAUUCUACUUCAUGACGUUGUAUCUCAGGAGAUUUUUCCCUGGCAAAUGCAGGUUCUCUGGUAUUCACAAUAUGGUACUAAAGUAAAACAUAAUAGCUGUCUGCCAAAAAAAAGCACAACUGGAAUAAAUGAGGACCCUAAUUCUGGAUGAGUGUCAGUA
Molecule: messenger RNA, 5053 nt
Organism: Pteronotus mesoamericanus
Lineage: Eukaryota; Metazoa; Chordata; Mammalia; Chiroptera; Mormoopidae
Gene: PLA2G15
Product: phospholipase A2 group XV
Exons: 6
Coding region: 51-1277 (408 amino acids)
Biological process (GO): ceramide metabolic process; phosphatidylcholine metabolic process
Cellular component (GO): lysosome
Source: RefSeq, a predicted model, not a curated record